GCCAUCGAGAAAGAGCAAAGACAAAGAGGUUUAGCCAGCCCAAACUGAGCAUGUAGAUGACAGUCCACUCCACUCUGAGGGUGAAAACGAUCCCAUCACUUUUCUCCCAGUGUCACUUCUGGCAGAACGGUCCUAUGGGAAUCUAGUACUUAAGGAGAAAGAAGCAGACCAUGGGGGUGACUUUGCUGAAUCAAGUAAUGUGUUUAGAGGUAUGACUGAACGUCUGGAUUUAGCAUUCAAAGAACAAAACCAAGCUAUGCGGAGACUUGUUAAGAGUCAAGCAGAAUCCUCCAGACGUCAAGAAGAGAUAAUUAGACAAUGUAUGGAAGACAUGAGAUGGGUCUUUGAAGAAGGCACUAGGGUGAUGCGAGAAACUGGGGAAGAAAGUCGUAGAACACUACAAGCUGUUUCAGAACAAGUGAUUCAGGAAGCCCCAAUCCCAGCACUCGGGGAGCAAGGGAAUCAGCCUCAUCCUAACAUUCAACAACAGAAUUUCUUCAUGGGUGAAGGACAAAGACAACAUGAACCAAUGGAGGCUGCUGCUCUUGUUGCAGACCACGGCCAUCAACCUCAGCAUAGUUUGCCUCAAAAUUCAGUCUUCUCUUGGAGGCAAAUGGAGGACUUGUUUCAUACUCAAUUUUAUCGUUGUGAAUCAGAAGUGUCUAUGGCAGACUUGUCGAGGUUAGCCCAAAAGCCUGGAGAGUCGUCUGAGGCAUUCCUUGCUAGGUUUCGGAGAGCCAGACUGAAAUGUCGAGUUGCAUUACUAGAACAGGAAUUUGUCAAGCUAGCUCAGAAUGGUCUGGACAUUGAGUUCCGAUGGAAAUUUGAGGGGAUGGAAUUUCGAUACUUCUAUGAAUUAUCUUAUAAAGUGGCUCAGUAUAAAAAUCUGCUGAAAGAAGAUGUUCAAAAGAAAGCUGCAUCACAUGGAACCUAUUACAGUGACCGUAAUUUUGAUCAUGAUGUGGUUGAGGUGGUUGCAGACAAGCCUGUUGUUUGUCUAGACCUUGUCAAACCAACUCACCUACCUGAGACAUCUGUGAGACACAAAGCGAAAGAAACCAUGGGAGUGGAUGAAGACCCCUUUCUAGUUGUGUUUGUUGGCGUGAAUGUUGCAGACCUCAAGAGUGUUGCCAGAAAUCGUAGUCUGCCUUAUGCUCAAAGGAACCUUGUUGCUGAAGACUUGAGGUGGGUUCUUGAGGCACAAAGAUCCAGACAUAGCAGAAGCAUCAGGUUAGACCAACAAAGGCUUGGGAGGCAAGGAAGGAUCAUUGUGACCAGGAAUUUUAGCGCAGAAAGUGGCAGGCGUUACUCAAAUGGUACUAGAUCUCCAAGGAUGGUCAAACCGCCACUUAGGUCACCUUCCAGACGGUGGAAGAAAGUCAGUCAUCCCAAGUUUCCAGCCCAGAAUUCUAGAACCUUGAGGCGCAGACUGCCACGCCAACCUACAAAGAGGAACAUGGUGUGGGUGAGAAAAGAAAAAAAUGAGAUUGUAACCCAAACUCUACCGAAGGGGGAUGAUCAAUCUCCAGCCUCUCCAAAGGUGGCAUCUGUCAUUGUGAGUCAAGAUGGAGUUUUGAAAGUAACUUUUGAAGCACAAGAACAGUCUGGGAAUCGUGGAGCUGAAUCAAAAGAAGAUUGGACUAUUCAUUUUGGGGAAUUCUCAGUGAAGUUGUCAUGUCUGGUGCUGACAUUGCCCUUGGUUUUCCAAGCUAAGAAGGAGGAGGAACCAAUCGUCUGUGAGUUCCCAGAACAGACAGAAAAAGAGGCAAUCGUUGUUCUAGCUCAGGAUAAUGAAGAGCAGGACAUGGCUAACAAAAUAGUGUUUGAAAAACUAGAAGAAAAGAUGGCCAGACACAUUAGGCCACUUUAUAUCAAUGCUCACAUGGAUGGGACUCCAAUCAGCCGUGUCUUGGUGGAUAAUGGAGCUGUAGUCAAUGUCCUUCCAACUUGCAUGCUCUACAAAAUAGGUAAGUCUCUUGAUGAUUUAGUGCAUAUUGAGGGUGAUGAAAUAACUUUGGAGGAGUUGGAUCUUGCCCUAGCCAAGUUAGAUGAUUUAAAAGCUGAAGUUCAAGACCCACUAAAGGAGAUCAAUCUAGGGUCUGAAAAAAUGCCAAGUUUGGAUCGGAAAUUGGUGGAACAUAAACUGCCAAUUGCAAAAGGAUUCAAACCGUAUAAACAGCCGCCUAGACGCAUGUCUGCAGAGGUCACCUUGAAGGUUAAAGAAGAAAUUGAGCGGCUGGUAAAAGUUGGAUUCAUUCGGACAUGCAGGUAUGCAGAAUGGUUGUCAAAUGUAGUGCCUGUGCUGAAAAAGAAUGGAAAACUAAGAGUCUGUGUUGAUUCUCGAAACUUGAAUUUAGCUACACCAAAGGAUGAGUAUCCUAUGCCAAUUGCAGACUUGUUGGUUGAUGGAGUAGCCCGUCACAAAAUUCUAUCUUUCAUGGAUGGUCAUAGUGGGUACAACCAAAUUUUUACUAUAGACGCAGACGUUCCAAAAAUAGCCUUUCGAUGCCCAGGUGCUGUUGGAACUUUUGAAUGGGUUGUGAUGUCAUUUGGUCUGAAGAAUGCUGGAGUUACCUAUCAAAGAGCCAUGAAUGCAAUUUUUCAUGAUAUGAUUGGUAAGUUCAUGGAAAUCUAUAUUGAUGAUGUUGUGGUGAAGUCACAUAGGGAAGAAGACCACCUGGUCCAUUUGAGGAAGGCUUUUGAGCGGAUGAGGCAACAUGGCUUGAAAAUGAACCCACUAAAGUGUGCCUUUGGAGUGUCUACGGGUAACUUCCUUGGGUACUUGGUGCAUGAGCGUGGUCUGGAGGUUGACAAGAACAAAGCUAGGGCUGUGAUUGAGGCAAAACCACCACAGAAUAAGAAGGAGUUGCAGAGAUUUCUUGGCCAAGUUAAUUUCUUAAGACGUUUCAUUUCUAACUUGGCUGGGAAAACUAGAGUCUUUUCUCCUCUAUUGAAACUCAUGUCUGAGGCGGAUUUUAAAUGGGAAGAACACCACCAGUCUGCCUUUGAUAUGAUAAAGCGACACGUGCCCAGAGACCAGAACUAUGAAGCUAAUGAAAUGGCCCAGAUUGCUUCAGGUCAGCGAAUUCUUGAAGGUGUAAUGCAUAAAGUUGUAAUAGUUGAAAAACGCAGUCUACCAUCAAUUCAUCAAUGUGGCAUGAUAGUUUCUACUUGCAGCAUUGAUGUUACCCAGACAGACUGGCGCUUUCCAAUUAUUCAAUACCUUAAGGAUCAGAGAAAUAAGGUAUCUAGGAAAACCAAAAUGCAAGCUCUCAAUUAUGUCUUGGUUGAGGAUGUGCUUUAUAGGAGAGGCCAUGAUGAACUACUGCUGCGUUGUCUGGGUCCAAAUGAAAGUUCCCAGAUGUUGUCUGAUGUCCAUCAUGGGAUUUAUGGUGCACACCAGGGCUACAAAUCUUGUCAGAUCCAUGGGCCACUUCAAAGAGUUCUAGCCUCUGAACUUAAUUCUAUUGUGAAACCGUGGCCAUUUCGAGGCUGGGCUGUUGACUUGAUCGGUAAGGUGUACCCCCCUUCAUCAAAAGGUCAUUCAUUUAUUAUAGUGGCAACGGAUUAUUUUACCAAAUGGGUGGAGGCUAAACCAAUGAAGAAGGAAGAUCAAUUUGAUGUAAUCAAGUUCAUCAAAGAGGACAUUAUUCACAGAUUUGGUCUGCCAGAAACAAUUACAACAGACCAAGGCACAGUUUUUGUCAGCCAUCAAGUGGAGGCAUUUGCAAAGGAAAUGGGUUUCGUCUGUUAAAUUCUACUCCUCAUUACGCACAAGCAAAUGGGCAGGCGAAGGCUUCUAAUAAGGUGGUUAUUAAUUU
Molecule: messenger RNA, 3821 nt
Organism: Rubroshorea leprosula
Lineage: Eukaryota; Viridiplantae; Streptophyta; Magnoliopsida; Malvales; Dipterocarpaceae
Source: the annotation of a GenBank genome assembly